Messenger RNA from Eimeria tenella, 5601 nucleotides. Its product is annotated as ubiquitin carboxyl-terminal hydrolase, putative. Gene Ontology annotation, molecular function: cysteine-type deubiquitinase activity; cysteine-type endopeptidase activity. The record is from RefSeq and is a predicted model, not a curated record. The transcript is spliced from 15 exons. NCBI's taxonomy places the organism in Eukaryota, Apicomplexa, Conoidasida, Eucoccidiorida, Eimeriidae. Gene Ontology annotation, cellular component: nucleus; cytosol. The coding region runs from base 1 to 5601 and encodes 1866 amino acids. Gene Ontology annotation, biological process: protein deubiquitination; regulation of protein stability.
AUGUCUAAGCAGCAGCAGCAGCUGCUGCUGCAGCAGCACGGGAUGGACGAGGGCGACACAACCCCGCCAGCUUCCCCCGUGGACGGGUCGGAGAUGCAGCAGCAGCAGUCGGGCUCUCGCCGGCCGCCGCCGUUGUCUCCGUCAACUCCCGUGUCUUCUCAGCAGCAGCAGCAGCAGCAGCACGCGCCGGUGCCGGACUAUUCGCUUAAGUCGCUUCCGCCGCCCUCGACGUGGGAGCUGGACUUCACGCUGCCGUCGUUCCUGUCGCGGUACGCAAGCAGCAGCAGCAGCAGCAGCAGCAGCAGCGAGCCCCUGGGCGAAGAAGUCCUCACAGUCUACAGCGAAUGGAGAGACACGCCCGCUGUCAGAUUCCGCCUCAUGCUCCACCCCGUCUCCCCCGUCAGCGGGGGCUCUGCAGGCGGGCGGGAGCGGCGGUACUUGGGGGCUUUUGUGGAGACGGCGCGCAGAGCGGACUUCCCCGAAGACUGGGUGUUUCAGCACGGGUUGCGGUUUUACAUAUACGCCAUUAACCCCGUCGACUACCGCCAAAGCCUCUUCAAACAGGACACUUACCACUUUGCAUGCGACGACGCAGACAGGGGCUGGCACCACUUCGCUUCGCACCAGGAACUCAUUCAGGAGCGCUUCCUGGGGGGCCCCACGGGCGAGGCCCUUUACCUCAGGGCGGGCUGCACUCCGGUUUGUGCUGCGGUCUCCCGCAGAAUCCGCACCCCGUGCCCCCCCGCGCCGCUCCCGCCCCCCGUCCCGGCCCCUGCUGCUGCUGCUGCUGCUGCGGAGGCGGGGGCCAAGCGGCAGCAGCAGCUGCAGCAGGGCGAGGUCGAGUCGCCCCGGGGGCCCCCCGCGCCGUUCGCCGGCAUCGGGCCUGCGGCCCCGCCUGCGGGCGCUGCACCAGCAGGGGGAGCAGCAGCUGCAGCAGCAGGGGGCAUGGGCCGCUGCGGCCGCGGCUACGUCGGGCUGCGCAACCACGGCGCCACGUGCUACAUGAACGCGCUGCUGCAGUCUCUUUAUUUCAUCGGUAAAUUCAGAGAGGCAGUCUACGCGCUGUCCUUCGACACCAAAAACACCUGCGGCCCCCGCAGCGUAGACAUUCUGGAGCGCCGCCGCUGCAGGCGGAAGCGGGGCAGGGCGUUUGCUGCUGCUGGCCUCGACCGAGCCAAGAGGGGGGAAGCCCCUGCUGCAGCAGCAGAAGCAGCAGCAGCAGCAGGCGUCGACGGCGCAGAGACGGAAGGCAGGGACUGCAACGGAGUGGGGGGCGAGCCCGAAGGGCAGAUGGAUGUGGAGGGCCAGAGCCCGUCUUCUGCGGUUUCGGAGGGAGCAGCAGGAGCCCCUGCAGCAGCAGCAGCAGCAGCAGGGUCCUUUUCUGAAGAAAGCACGGACAGCGAAGACGAACUGUCCGACUUGGAGGAGAGCGAGCUUCGGGACCUGCUACUGGAGGAAGAGGCGGGGCGGAGGUCGCCUCCGUCGAUAUCUCUUGCGCUUCAGAAUUUAUUUGUGAAGUUGUUUACAGCCGAAGAAGCUGUGCCGUACAAAGACUUGAUUCGUUCGUUUGGCUGGGACGCGGCGGACGCCUUCACGCAGCAAGACACGCACGAACUGCUGAAGCUGCUGCUGGACAAAGUGGAGGAGCAGAUGCGGGGCACUCCCGCGGAAGGCAGCGUCAAGGCCAUGUUUGAAGGCGAAAUGGAAACUUACGUGGAGUGCCUCCACGUCGACUACAAGAGCGCCCGCAAAGAGGCCUUCGAAGACAUCAACCUCGACGUCCAGGGCUGCUCGGGGGUUCGCGAGAGCCUCCAGCGCCUGGUGGUCCCGGAGCUGCUCGAGGGCGACAACGCCUACGACGCGGAGCAGCACGGAAAGCAAACCGCCAGGAAGGGAGUCCGCUUCGUCCGCUUUCCCCCGGUCUGCGUCUUCCUCCUCAAAAGAUUCGACUUCGACUUCGCCAGGAUGGACACCGUCAAGGUCUUCGACAGGUACGAGUUCGAGCGGGAGCUCGACUUAAACGAAUUUUGCGAAGGCGCUGGAGUGUACGCGCUGCACUCGGUGUCUGUACACCAGGGCGACGUCAACUCUGGCCACUACUACUCAUUUCUCAGGCCUGCUCCGGGCACGCAGUGGAUGCGCUUCGACGACGAGAAAGUUUACCAUGUCAGUGAAUACGCCGCCAUAGGGGACAACUUUGGCGGCGAAGAGUUGGAGUGCUACAACUACCUGAGAGGAGAGAGAAAGCCCAGGACGCGCAACAAACCUUACAACGCGUACAUCCUCGUCUAUGUCAAUAAAACGCUUGCACCCAGCCUUCUAGCUGACUGCAGCCCUCUCAAGGUUAACCCCCAAAUAUUGAGUCGCUGUCGCACUGAAGAGCAGUUGAGGCGCCUACGGACCUCCAUUCGAAACGUUCUUGAGAAGAGUGUCAGGGUCAAGGUCUACCACCCGCUGCAGUUCAAGUACCGCCGCUUCCUGGAACUGCCGUACCUGUCUGUGACUCCGAUACUGGACCUAAAGCGCAGUCGGGACAGCCAGCUGCAGCAGCUGCACGAGACGAUAAGCCACGAGCUCACGAGGCUGCUCUACGGCGGCGGGGGCAGCUCGAAGGGGUCCCAGGGGUCCUCCGGGUCUCAGUCUCAGGGUUCUCAGGGGAGUGGCGGCGACGGCCCGCCCCGGGUGCAGUUCAUGUUGCACCUGAUAAACACGUCAGUGGAGUCCCCGCGUUUCGACGCAAUUGAACUGGGGCCCAACGCGUACUUGGGAGAGAUUCUGAGGCGCAAGGGAGGAGGGGGAGGGGCUGGAGUUGAGGUCAGCCUGCACGUUUUGGCCGUCCCAGAAAAGGCCGUGUUCUCCAGCCCCCUGCAGCACGACGAGUUCGUGAGGUGUCAGUGCCUGCUCUUCAUCAAGUACUUCUCGUCGCUCUCCCGCACCGCCAAAGAAGUACACGUCAACAAGGCAGGACAGAUCCAGCAGCCGCAGCAGCAGCAGCAGCCGGGGACGGAUGCUGCUAAAGAGGAGAACGUGAUUUGCUUGGAUGUCGUUUAUGUCCCUUACGAGUGGAAAGUUCGAGACCUGGAGCCCCACGUCUACCGCCUGAUCCACCAAGCCAUGCAAGACGGCGUGAUAGAUGAGGGCCCCGCCCGCGCUGCUGAAGUGGCCCGAAUGGUUUCGUUUUUGCCUUCGAAUUUGCCGCCUCUGUCUUGCUGCGCCCCUUAUCCUUCUCCGCUGCCUUCGCCGCUGCCGCCCCCGGCCUCCAAGGCCGCAGGCUAUCCUUGCCUCCAGUGGACGCAGGGCUCCUCGGCAGCAGCAGCAGCAGCAGCAGAAGCAGCGGCAGCAGCGCCCAUUCCCACAGGCACCUCGACGCUGCAGCUCACUGCCUGUCUCGAACUCGAUAUCACUGACAAGAUGCAGACAGAGAGACUGGUGCCUCGCAAGACUGUGCGCAACUCAAAGAUUUAUUCCGGGGACCUGCUGGUGUAUUCUGUCGACUUGCCUCAACCGCUGUUGGAGUAUAGAGAGGCGCAGCAGAAGGUGGGCUGCCGGCCCGAGGACUUGGCGCCGCAGCAGGCGUACAACCCCUCCUCUCUGGCUGAGGAGGGCCACUCAGCGCUAGAAGCAGCAGCAGCAGCAGCAGCAGCCGGGGGCGCACCGGCUGGAGGCGACGCGACCUCCUCUUUGGUGCCGUGGGGAGGAGGGCCCCCCAAGGAGGUCCGGGGCCUCAGUCUGCUGCCUUUUGUUCCCCGGGCCCGGGGCGGCAACAUCCCGCCCUCUCCUCCCCCGCUGCCAGUUUACCUCUGCAACGACUUUGUGGACUUUUGUCUCGAGAGCCAGGCCACUGAGGUCUACCAUGUUCGACUUUAUGACCCAUUCGAGUUCCUGGGCAAAGUGAUGUCCUCUUCUGGUUGCCUGCUGCUCUCGCCGUCGCUGCCGCAAGCCGCCGGCCCCGAGGGCCACUCGGCGCUGCUCUCGGAGGCUUCGCUGGUGUCGCUGGGGAGCAGCGACGGGGGCUGGCAGGGGGGUGAGGAGACGCCGCUGGGUUCCCCCGGGGUCCCGCAGCACCCCACGGGGCCCGCGGGGGAGUCCACGGCCACUCUAGGGGCGCCCACGGAGGCAGCUGCUGCUGGUGCUGCAACAAAAUCCAAGACUGAAGACGCAGAGGAGGACGCGGCCCUGGCCACGCCCGUCGCUGACGAUCCCUGGCUCCACAUGCCGAAGACGAAGCCGAUUUGUGUCAAGGAGUUUUCCCUCAGCGGCAGACUGCCCGCGAGACAGGCGCUGCAGUGGAUUGCCUGGCACUUUGGAGUCGACCCCAGCCAGCUGCUGCUGUUCCCGGAGCCUCCGCUGCUGUCUGACCGCAAGGUGGUGCCCCUCGACAUAGACGCCAUGGUGGUAUCUGCUGAAGUUACGCGGGAGCAGCAGCAGCAGCAAAUGUUACUGAUACAGAAGGGAGAAAGGGAAGCACCAGGGAAGAGGCAGCUUUCGCUUGAUGAAUUGUACAUGCAGCUGCAAGCUGCACAGUCGUGGCCGGGGUGCCUUGAUAGGAGGCGAACUCUUGCAGCAGCAACUGCAGCAUCAGCAGCAGCAGGCGGGACCGCAUCAACAGCAGCAGCAGCUGCGCGUCUACCUCGAGAGCUGCAUUUGUGUCUGUUGCCGGGUCACUUCCGCCUCUAUUCCCGCAUCGUAAAUGCGUUGACGCUUCCGUCUCAGCAGCAGCAGCAGCUGCAACAGCUGCUGCUGUCUCCCCUUUCUCCUGCUGCUCUGUCGCCUUCGUCUUCUCCAUUAUCUCAUACAGUCUUCACCUACAUCUGCCUCAUCUUCUCGAGACAGGCAGAACGUAUAGGCUGCGUCUUGGGCCAUAUUGCUGCCUGCAGCUCAGAAGGCAGGCCCCACACAGUGGCAGACUUAAUGCGAGACAUUCUUUCGCGGUUGUCUCCAGCAACUGUGCAGACUUUGAGGCAGGACUACCGCUUGAGCUGCAGCAGCAGCAGCAGCAGCAGCAGCGGCGCCGCAGCAGCAGCAACAGCAACAGCAGCAGCAAAGAGCACGGCAGCAGAAGCCAGCACGUGCAAGCAAGAUUUUGAGGAGGACUUAGGCCCCCUCAAACUCUCCAUUUCAGACGCCUCCCACCUGCUCAGAAUUCCGCCCACAGAAGAGCUCUCCUGGCUCACUCUCUAUGCGCCCUCAGCGCAAAGCCGCAGCAGGGAAGCCAUUUCGAACCUUCUGGCAGUUCCUCUGCGCCUCGAAGCAGACUAUACGCCUGAAGAGGAGGAACUGAUACGCACUGGCGCCCGGCAGGUGCUGCUGGUGCAGCACCAGACCCCCGGAGACCGGGAGCCCUUCGGCUAUCCGUUUGACAUUCUUGUGGAGCCUGAGGCGACGCUGUCUGAAAUUAAGGCGCAAAUAAUAAAGAAAUUGAGACUCCCCAAGAAUGCAUGGGGCAGCUGCACCUUCUUUCAGCUUGGAGACGGUGUUCGGUGCUGGAAGGGCCCGAAUGACUCUCUUGACUGGGUCAAACACCGCAAUAUUACUCUUAUAGCCGAACAUUCUGCUCCCUACACGAAGCACAGAGGUCAUGGGGGCAUGCGCAUCGCCUAG